Molecule: messenger RNA, 24736 nt
Organism: Pelobates cultripes (western spadefoot toad)
Lineage: Eukaryota; Metazoa; Chordata; Amphibia; Anura; Pelobatidae
Source: the annotation of a GenBank genome assembly
UCUCGGUAAGUAACGAGUUUCUGUUCUCUUCCUGGGUUUCUACUCCGCCAAGGCGCGUCGUGAUGCCUGCCAUCUCUGCUUGCACUCCAGCCAGGUCAGAUUUCCAUACUUCCCGCAGAUCCAGCAACAGCCUUUUAAUGUCGCCCUUUGUGGAGGGUGAGUCAUCCUAGUCUUCUGGCCGGUACACUGCGGUGGUGGAGGGUGUAGUCGGGUGGUUCUCGUCCUCCAUAGAUGUGUCUGAUUCACUGGCGCUUUGAGGCCUACCAGGCGCCAUUUCAGGCUGUGGUGGCUGUUGUGGCCUUUCGAAGGAUCGCCUGAUAUCGGGCAGGUAGGAGCCCUCUGGGUGGGUAAGUCUUUUGUUUUUUCGCGCCAUCACAGAGGGGUUUCAGCGCUGGUCAUAGCUUAGUUUUGCGGUCUCAGUGCUGUGAUUUUGUGGCAAUUUAGUAUGUUUUUAAAUAUUGUGAGCAGGAGCUCCACAUAAACAGGUCUUGUUAGCUGCUCGGCUAGCCACGCCCCCCGAAUAAGGGAGUUUUAAAUCUCCCUUCUGUCCCUACUCGCUUUACUGCGAGUAGGGGUAUGUAUACUAAACAGUGAUCAACCUGUGGCUAUUCAUUGUUGGAAAGAAAGAAAGCCAAAAGUAACAAGAGGUGGGAGACCUAUUGUUCCUCCUGGCCCCACCCAUGAGUGGCAGGUGGGGGCCCUAAGUAACAAAAGAGGGGGGGACCUAUUGUCUCCCCCCGAUCCCCAACCAUGAGCUUACCAAUAAGAGUGUUCUGGUAGAUACAUUUUGAGCCUUGCCUGAUUGGUUACUUGCAAGGCACAAAAUUUACCUAUCAGAACACUCUUCUUGACUUUAUAAGCCUUUUCCCGCCCUGCGGAGCUCAGUCUGUGCAAUGCCCUCGCUGGGUGAAAAUUGAUUAUAUUUUUUAGUGACUUUUUUUUUUUUUUUUUUUUUUUUUUUUUUUUUGGGGGGGGUUUUUUUUUUUUUUUUUUUUACAUUUUUUUCGACGGGAAUUAUGGAUUUUAUUUGGCCUUUUUUGGGGUUAAAAAAGAAGGUUUAAGAAAAAAGAAGACAUCUAACGGUAAGUAUGAUUUUUUUUAUUUACAUGUAUUUAGUCCCCCCCCCCCGGCCUCCCCUUACUAUUUUCAGGGUGAGGUGAGGUAGGGUUUAAUGUUAUUGGGGAGGGGGUGACUAGGGGCUUGAGGACCUCUAGUCACCUGUGGGGGGCGUAGUGUUUACAUUUAGUCCCCACCCAUCGCCAAUGAGUGGGGGGUGGAAGGGACACAAUAGGUGCAUGGUAGGGCUGGGGGAGGACACUAUUUAUUAUUAUUUUAAAGGAACAUUAUAGCAUUAGGAAAACAAACGUCUUCAUAAUGUUAUGGUGUCUUACUAUCUAUGUAGAUAUCAGGGUUUCCCUCUGUGAGAAGUAAAAAAAGAAAUUUAACUUAUCUGUCAGCCCUGACUGCACUAGCCUCUUUGAUGCUCCCUAUACUUUCUUUCUCAAGAUUGAUCAUCUCAGCCAAUCCAACUCUUGAUUGAGCUUCCUCACAGGGAAAGUGCCUCUAGUGUUUAUCAAGACCACACUAGUGGUAUGAUAGACCCUACAAUAAAAUCAUUGUAUUUUGCAUUACAUGGUUAAAAACAGCAAGGCCAUUGCACACAGACCCCACGACAUUGAGAUGAAGUGUCCUUCACCUAGCUCAGGGGUUCAAAACCCAGUCCUCAGGACCCCCUACCAGUCCAGGAUUUGGGGAUUACCUGGGUGUGUCUCAGGUGUUUAGAAAAAGGGGAAAAAAACACCUUAGACUCUAAGGUGUUUUUUUUUUCUUUUUCUAUACACCUUAGACACACCCAGGUAAUCCCUAAACCCUGGACUGGUAAGGGGUCCUGUGGACUAACGUUGAGAACCCCUGAUCUAGCUAUUUGAAGCUAGUUAAGGGUUGGAAAAAAGCUCAAUUUUUGUAUAUUUAAACCUCAAUAAAAAUGAGGGUACAUUUCUGGUAGAGUUAUUAGUAAUAUCUCACUUAUUGCUAUGUGCCAAUAAGUAUGUGUCAUACUGAGCAUAUGUGCACAUACCUUUACAAACCUUAUUGCUUGCUUUAUGGUUUUCACAAUUAAACAUUUUGCUGAGGUGUUUCAUUUCAAGCCAACCUGCAGUCCGCAUGAUCCUAUUUUAGUAGCUACUGCACGUCCGAUCUUGUACAGUGGCUUCAGAAUAGAAAGCUUGCUGCAGCAGAUCAAUUAGAUUUGCAAUUCUCAAAGUGAAGCUUGGUCAAUUUUCUUCUGCCAAUAUUAACCCCAACAUCAAUACUACUUUUCUAACUUGCACUUUUAUGAAGGCUACAGAAAGAAAUUUGCUCAUGUCAUUUUCCCAUAAAAAUGGUUGUUUAUGUUUCACUCCUAACUCCAGCAGGCUUUCUGCUGAUUGUUCAGGAAAAGGUUGUUAAACCUCUAUAUUAUAAAAGGCUACAAAAUGCUUGCAGAGAGUUAUGGGAGUGGUUAGUGUAACAACAUCUGGAAGACUGCAGUUAUGAACAAGCAAUCUGGAUUCAUUUGAACAUGUUCACUUCUAAAUUUACCAAUAGCCCUGAGGGUUGGUGCAGCCAAUUCAAAUAUUUUGAUCAGUUAACGUUGUGAUUGUCUUUAAUUGAUAACUUACUUGCAAAGUGUAUUAUUUCCAAAUCGAAUAUUAACCCUUUGGUUUAACAUACAUUUAGUGGCAAGAGAUAGUUUAUACCUCUGAUAUACAAACUAACCUUUUUCUUAUUUCCCAUUUUCUAAAAUCCACGAUGCCACCAUUUUUUUAAAUCUAAUUUAAUAACCAUGUCAUAUGAUAAAAGACACUACUGCUACAAUAAUCUAAAAAUGUGAAAUAAAAAUAAUAAUGUAACAGAUAGCAUGCAGUGAGACAUAUAACAGAAGGCAUGGACUUUAUAAAAUGGCUCUUCUUUCCUUUUCUCCUCAAGUUUUUUGUCAGUAUAUUAUUCCGAAACAUUUUUAAGCUGCCUCUGUGCAAGUUAUGCAUCUGACACAGCACACACAGCCAAUGGUGGCAUGGCUUCCGCCUCUGUGCAAUGUUUUCCCCUCAUUCUGCCCUCCCUGAUCUUCAUUCCCCUCCCACACAUGAUGUCAGUGGAGGAAGAUCAGGCUCCAGUGAGAAAUUGAGCCCAACACUGGAACAGUGGUACAUUUUAGCUAAUGUUUUUCUGAGGGUUAAAACCUUCUAAAUGCCUGGGAUUUAUUGAAAAGACAAUCUAAACACCAAAACCACUUUAUCUCAAUUAAGUAGAUUUGGUGCAUAGACCAUGACCCUUGAUUAUGUAAAGGUUCCCAAUGCGUCUCUACGAGAAGCACUGUAAAGGACCAAGAACAUUAAUUUUAUUGAUCUCAGUUAAUAUUGUCAUUUGUAUAGCACCAACGUAAUCCACAGUUAUGCAGUAGUUUGCAUAAAUGAACACAAUUGUAAAGCCAGCCACUGUUUGAACAUGUCAAAGAGAGGCUAUUUGUAUGGUGUGUUACAAUGCACAUCAAACAAAUCCCAACUCUUUUGCUAACCUUCAUCAAAGAUUUCUACUGGGGAGGCUGGGAAAACAUAUUUAAUGGAAGUAUAAUAAAUCUUGGAUGGGGCUGAUGGUAAUGUAAUAGAAGCUGUGUCACUGCCUGAAUAAUUUUAUGAUCCAGGUUAGUGCAUUUCUUUAAAGGGAUACCAUGGGGUCAGGAACACAAACAUGUAUUCCUGAGCUUACAGUAUUAAAACCACCAUCCCUCCCUCUGCCUGCCCCCUUUUCUCCCCUAAAUAUAGUAACAUUUUACUUUUAAUUCAGUCUUUAAAAAAAAGUAUUUAUUUGAGCCAAUCACAAUGCUUUCCCAUAUGAUUGGCUAAGACUGUCAAGGAGGCAGAUCAGGGGCAGAGCCAGCACAAGCCAAACACAGCCCAGGGGAAUCAGCAUCUCCUCAUGAAGAUGCAUUGAAUCAAUACAUCUCUAUGAUGUGUCUCCAUACAGAAGUUAGAGGUACUGAAUGUCAGUGCUGCCUCAGGAAGCAACUCCAGUAGCCAUAUGAGGAGUGGCCAUUUUGCUAGGGCCAAAACCCUUAAACUAUAAUACAAAUCUUACCAAACAGUGUUUCAAUCUAUAAAAGAUGGAAUUGGCUGGGACAGCAGUCCUAUUCUGCAUUUUGUUAAAUAUGACAUGAAUGCAUGUUUAAUCAGAGGAUCUUACAUUAACAUGAUGGACUACGUUAUUGAAAAUGUUUAUAAUCCAAAUUUGAACCAGCAGACAUGUAGACAAACUGCUGAAAAAUGUGAUGUAGUCAAUGUGUAUAGUAAAUGACUAAAGUUUGUCUAUUAGAUUAAUUAAAAUUAUAUAAUGAUUCAGUAAAGACUACAAAUAUUGCUUUACACACAUGUAUUAGCCAUUAGAUUAUAAGUUCGUCUGAGAAGGGUUCUCAUCAACCUAUUGUUACUGUAUCAUUUUGUAAUUGUCCCUCUUAUUGUUUAAUGUCUCCUUUCAUAAUAUUGUAAAGCAUUGCAGAAUAAGUUGGCACUAUAUAAAUACCAAUAAUAAUAAUUAGAUUAGAAUUUAAUACGUUAAUCACUUGCUGCACUUGAGGAAGAUUGUUCUGUAGACAAGAAGAUAUGUACCAGCACAACCAAAAUCUUUUUACCAUCUCUGAGCAAAUUUCCCUCAAGAGAUGUAGGAACUUGUUUGAUUGUUAAAUAACAGCUAAGAUCUUCCUCUAAACCAGCAUUUCCUAAUUAGUGUUCCACGGAACAAAAUUGGGGUUCCACAGAGAUUUGCCCAUCGGGUUGCUCAAGCAUUAACGGCCACCCGGCGGGUAUCGCUAAACAAGGGUCUGGUCAGGUGCCACGGUCAUCUAAAACCGCAACCAGACCUCUGUGGUAUUGGAUGCUGGGAGGAAGUGACAACACUUCCUCCCAGACAGAGGGUGCCGACUGAAGGGGGAGAGGGAGCAGCGGGGAUUGAGCAGCACACCAACCUCAGGAGCACUGAAGAUCCUCCUGCAGAAAAAAGGUAAGUAAACAGCAGAUUUAAAUGUUGUGUGUGUGUAUGUGUAUGUGUCUGUGUCAGUGUGUGUAUCUCCCAAUCUGUGUGAAUCUGUGUGUGUGCCAGUUUGUGUAUUUGUGUGUCAAGGUGUGUGUAUGUGCCAGUGUGUGUAUGUGUUUGUGUCUGUGUCAGUGUGUGUAUCUCCCAAUCUGUGUGAAUCUGUGUGUGUGUCAGUUUGUGUAUCUGUGUGUCAAGGUGUGUGUAUGUGCCAGUGUGUGUACUGGUGUGUAUAUCUGUGUAUCUGUGUUUGAAUGUGCCGGUGUGUGUCAAGGUCUGUGUAUCUGUGUUUGUAUGUAUCAGUGACAUACACACACACACACAUAUAUACACUGACACGUAGAUACACACUUUGACACACACUGGCACAUACAAACACAGAUACACACACUGACACAUAGAUACACACACCUUGACACACACUGACACAUAGAUACACACACCUUGACACACAAAUACAUACACACACACACACACUUUGUGUCAAGGUGUGUGUAUCUGUGUGUCAAGGUGUGUAUCUGUGUGCUACUAUGUGCCAGUUUGUGUAUCUGUGUGUCAGAUACAUACGCGAACACAGAUACACACUGAUACACAUGCACACACUGGCACAUACAACACAGAUACACACACAUUGACACACAACAGCACAUACAGACACAGAUAUACACACUUUGAUACAUAGAAACCCACACCUUGACACACAGAUACAUACACACACACACGCAGCGGAGUACAUACCGGAGUCGCAGGGGUUGCGGCUGCGACCGGGCCCGGCCCCCCAGGGGGCACGGCCACCCUGCGACACGGUAUGUAUGCCACUGUGGCCAGCUUUUUCUCCUGGGGGGACCAGGAGCUGGCCACCUCAGGGCCCCCCAAGGCUGGCCCUGGUGUCACCCGGUGGGCAGGCUGCCGGGCGUACGAGGGAACACACUCCCCUGAGUGCUCCCUCUUCAGCUCCCUCGCGCACCGCACUGAUGCCGGAGCCGGCAUCAGUAUGCGGCACGCAAGGGAGCUGAACAGGAAGCACUCAGGGGAGAGUGCUCCCUCGCGCGCCCGCCAGCCUGCCCGCCGGGUGACACCACUGGAUCCCAGGGAAUCCCCUCAGCUCUCCCAAAGGUAGGGAGGCUGGGGGAUUACAUUUAAAAAAAAAAGUGUGUGUGUGUUAGUGUGUGUGUGUGUGUUAGUGUGUGUGUGAGUGUGUUAGAGUUAGAGUGCUGCCUAGGGCAGCACAAAACCAGGAUAUACCACUGUGUGUAUCUGUGUGUCAUAUUCAUACACAGUGACACACAGAUACACACACAGCACAUAAAAACACAGAUACACACACACAGAUAUACACUGUGUGACAAGGUUUGCGUAUCUGUGUUGCCACUAUGUGCCAGUGUGUGUGUAUCUGUGUGUCAGAUACAUACACACACACACACACACACACACACAGAUAACACACCUUGACACACAGACACACACCGGCACAUACAAAAAAAAGGUUUAUGCAACGGCCCAAGAUGAAAACAUUUAAGCACACUCUUUAAUUGGAUAUCAUCGAUAACCUCAAUAAAUUUUAUAUUUCGUAGAAAAUUCUAAAUGAGUUUAAUGCCCUGCAGGUGUAAGAAAAUAGCACAUAUAUCGGUUAAGGACCUUUGAAAACUGAAGUUAAGCAGAGCUGCUCUUCAUUAACACUUGUCCUUGAAUGGCAUGACAUAAUAUCAGACAUGACAGCAAGGCAUCAAAAUACUCAGCUUGAAACAUACUUAUGAGAAGUUUGUCACUUACUGUGAAUCCAUAUAUAACUUACAAAUCCUGUCCUGCUAUAGUUCAAAGACUUUGCUGAAGCCAGACCAGAGAAAAAAAACUUUUUUAGAGAACUGCUAGACCCCAAAUUAGAUCAUUUUUUGAGUGUUUGAGUCCUUAGAUUUUAAUAAUUGCUCUCCUAAAAAUAAGAAACCCUCCAACAUCAUAUCCUAACAUUUAAAUAAUUUCACUGUUAAAUGUUGACUAUAAAUUAAAUGCAAAAAUCUCUGCUGAUGGAAUUUCAGUCUUCUCUCACAUUGACUACAUUGCAGUUAGGUAGAAUUCAUAAAUUUAACAAGCCUUAUAUUCCACCAGAUUAACAGAAAGUAUAGACACUAAAUGUCAGUGCUGUACACGGAGCAGCAAUGCCCCGGGAAGUACCUCUAGCAGCCAUCUGAGGUGUGGCCAGUGGAUGUAUCCCUUGGCUCUAAUGUAAACACUGCCUUUUCUCUGAAAAGACAGCGUUUACUGCAAAAAGAUGGAAGGCAAUGAUUAUACUCUGGAAUAAAAGGGAAUUAUGACAUGUCACACAUGUCAUGUGUCCUUAAGGGGUUAAUAACACUAUGCCAAAACAAGAUCUUGAAGUCCCUUGGCAUGCCAGUCCUAUUUUUUUUUUUAAUUGAGGUAUGUAUGUUGUCAUAUUGUUCUUGUGUUAUUUAUGGUGCUGCAGUUGCUUUGUAAUGAUGUAUUUGUGUGUAUGUGGGCUGUUAUAUUGUAUAUGUUCAUGAGUAGUUUAUGUACUGUGUAUGAUACCUAUUAAUGUGGGUUGUAUAUAGGGGCUGCUUGUGGAAUUGUGUGUGAUAAGCUUCUUGUGGGGUUGUGUGCACACAUGUGGAUUAUCGGUUGUGUUUGUGGGAACUGUGUGUGUGUGUUUGUGUAUGGACUGUUGGUAGUAUUUUUAUGAGGAAGAGGCAUCUUCUGCAUCUCUGUGUAUAUCUUACAGUGUGUGUGGCUAUCCUGGGGUCCAAUGGGCACUGGGCUGGCCAAGUACAAGUCAAUGGCAGGAGCUGCGACAGCUACUGCAGACUGCUUUACUCUUGUGCAGAUUCCCAUUAAAGUGUUGAGAUAAAGUGAUCUCAGAUUACUUCCUCUAAGUGCUGCAAUAUGUAAAUUGAGGAUUACCCCUCACCACCUGCAGUCACUGCUCGGGUUGCACUAGCAUAUAUCUGAAGUCCCAGUUGGACUCCUAAUAGGCAAGAGUCUGCUUGUGUGUUUGAAUGUAAGCAGGUUUUUAUAUGGAAUAUGUGUGUGACUGUAGGGUGUAUUUGUCUGUAAUGUAGUGUGUUUUUAUGUACUGUUGUAAUUUGAAAGCAGUGGUUGUGGUGUAGCAUUUCCCUUAAAAUAUAAAGGGUUGUGUCUGUAUGUAGAGUUGACAUUUGAAUGUAGGGGUGUAUUUGUGUGUAGUGUAUAGACACACAAAUACAUACACACAUGCAUAUACUCAUACACACAUGAGAUACACAGACACACAAAAUGAUACCCAGAUACCCAGAAUGACACACAUUCAGAUACACAUAAUGACACUAAUACAGACAGAUACACAGACACAAAUACAAACACACAGACAGGUACAAAGGCACACAGAUAAACAGAUAUACAGACAGCUAUAUACACAUACAGACACACAAAUAGAUACACAGACAUACAGAUACACACAAACAGACACACAUGCAAAAUGUAAAAACAUUUUAUCCACAUUUUGCGUGCAGGCAGGUCGCUUCCCUGGGGCCAAUUGGCUAGCUAAAGCUAUUGGGAGUCAGACCCUCUCUAAAAUUGCACCCCCUCUUCUCUGUUUUCUAUUCCUGUGUGGCUCUGUGAUAGCUGAGAGGAAGUGACAGACUCUCACUUCCUCCAGCGCUGCCAUUACAUUAUUACAGGCGCUCUGGAAUGCUGUUAAGAUGCACAUGUGCAAGGCCACCGUAUGGGCCCCCUUAGCAUUUGUGCCCCAGUGCAGCCACACUGUAGUGUAGUGUGUUUUUAUGUAGUGUAAUUUGAAAGCAGUGGUAUACUUCUGUGCACUGGCAGUAGUUCUGCCACUGACUUCACGGAUUGCAGGGAUGUUUUCCCAAAGGGAAAUGCGCACAUACGCAGCAAAAUUCCAUUCUGCGCUAACCAAAUAGUCUUUACGAGUCCUUCUGGAUGCUUAGUCGAGUUUAAUUUGGUUAUUGGGGUGGAAGCACCUCUAGUGGCAUGUUAACUCUGCAAUGUAAACAUUGCCAUAUCUACUAAACCCCAGUAAUUUUAGUUGCAGGGUUAAAAAGACAGGGGUAUAGCACCUGAGAUGAAGUGGGCUGGGUGCCUAUAGAGUCCCUUUAAUGAAGAAAUAAUCAUGUUGCUUAAAUACAAGUAAGAGAGUUUAAUAUUCAUUAUUGUAAGCUUUUGAGCUGCUGAUGUAAAGCAAAGUUAUAGUCAUCUAUCUCAAGGAGCAGAGGUAUUCAAAUUAGGCUGAAGAAAACACUUGCUGAUCUGCAAAUUUUAUUGAUCUUAUGACCUGCUAAUAUAAUACUUGCUAGCAGUUUAGAUAGGGAUGUACAAAUUAAAACAAUGCAUAGUAAGCAGACACUAAAUGUUAGAUGUCGAGAUAGACACACUGGUAUUUUCUCCCCUCUUGAUGAGAGUUAACAGAAUAAUUUAGCACCCUGACCCUUAGAUUUAAAAAGAUGUUUGCAACAAUUGUACGAUACAAGAAGUAAAUUUGGAAAUGUACAGCAGUUUACUUAAACUGAAAUGUAAUGUGUUUGUGAAUGUGUAAACAGAGAUCACACGUUUAACUAUACAAACAUUUCAUGGUAAAGGAGAUAAAAUCGAUUUUUUUCAUUACAUUGAAAAAUUAUGCUAAAAUGUAAUGUAAACAACUAGUAUAGAAUGAUAAUAAUAUUUAUUGGGAAGUUAUGACCCUAUGAAUUGGAAAAAAGCACAUUGAUAUCUUAUAUCAUAUAAGCUCAACUGAAGGAGUUGCUUGAUUGGCAAAUGGCAAGGUACAGAAGGUAAUAUGAUACAGAUUUAUUAUACGUUAUAUGCGCUGUGGUUUCUUUGACCUUAAAUGAACACUUUAGUGUUAGGAAUACAAACAAUGUAUUCUAAACACUAAUGUGUUCCUCAACCCAGUGGCCUCCCUAGCCACUAGAGGCAGUUUUGGUUUCUCUAAAACUAAGGGGGAGAGUGACAGUGCACCUGAGAUGAAGUGGACUGGGUGCCUAUAGCGUCCCUUUAAAUUUGACUAUUUUGACCUUAAAUUUGAAACUCACUUUGUAUUCCUGACAAUUCUCACUUUAGUAAGUUGCCCUGUAGAUCUCUCACUGUAUAACACUUUGUGAUGGGAAAAGAGAGAAAAUGUAUAGGCAAGAAUUAUCAUGUUUGUACAACAUUUUCCCUGGAGAAUGGGUAUAAUAAGAAGUUAAAGAAAUUAUGUUGACAACAACUCUUGGGACAUUUUAAAAAAAAAUGCAUAAUUUGCUUGACAUUUAAAUGAUAAAAGUAGAAGCAGCAAAUAUGUGCGGGUGCGAGAUUUAAAUUCCAAUUUGUAAAUAAUUAUUAUAGUUGAAUUUAAUCGCUACAUUUUAAAAAAUCUUGAACUUCUUAAGGCAUUUAGAUGGAUUGCAGUUCUAAAAGUAUGCUAUCUAAAUACUUUUAGCCAUGUGUAAACAAAAUGCAAUUUGACUCUAUAAAACAAAGACUCAUGGACAUGUAUGUGGAACACAGGUUUAACCUAGAAGAUACUAAUUUAAUCAAAACUUUUUACAUUUGUGCAAUUUGAAUUGCAUUGCUAACGGAAUGAAUCAAUUGGAUAUAUCUUUAAAACGGUUUGCUAAUUCAGUAUCUUAAAAUCAUCUUUGCCUCCAUCUGUAGAUCUUCUCACAAUAUAAGUUCUGCUAUAGAUCAGUGAAAUACUAUUGAAAGUCUCUAGACUAUUAAUUAUUUUCUAAAAUAAUUGCUAAUAGUGAAGAGUUCAAGAAAAAAACGGCAUUAUAAUAUAUUAGUAGCUUCAUACUCAUUAAAUAAUCUGGACUAGUAUUCAGCAUUUCUGUUCCCUGUAUAUUAUCUUUUUCAGUUCCCCUAGCAGUGUGGGUGUUAUGGAAUAGAGAUGAGGCAUCAGGUAUUGCUCAAAUUAUUUGUGUCUCUUAAUUGCUUCAACAAUGCAGUCCACAUGAUACACACACUGUUCUCGUAAAACUGCCAUCCCACCCUCUCCCUUUCUUUCCCAAUGAUUCCUUACACCUUUACAUCAUUAGAAUCUCAUUUAAUGUUCAUUAUAAUCAUGUUAAUCAUGUUGAACUAAUGUGCUGCUAAAGCAGCACUGUCUUCAGAUUUGUUAAUGUUUUUUCCAUUAUUUAAAAAUGUUACAAUAAAAUGCCGGAGAGCACCUGGCCCAGAGUUCAUAUUAAACAGACUGAGAUAUUGAACAUCUACAGAAGGUGGGUUGAUAGAAUUACAGGAGUGGAACAUGCUUUAAUCUAGGAGUGGUGCUGCAAGAAUGACUUCAUAAAAUGGAUUUCUGGCCCAUCUUAUUAAGUAAAUUUGUAUAAUCAACACACACAUUUCUCCUGCUGAAAUAUGUUUGAUUUCUGUAUUUCCAAGAUUUGUAAAUCUGUGUCUUAAUCUGCAUCCUGAAAUUCUAUAACUGUUGUCUGCAUGGGCCCAACGAGACUGAAAUUCUCUUACCUAAUAAAGGAAAAAACUGCAUCUUAACAUGACAGUGACUUGAUACUGAAGCUGACAGUUGAAAAUAAUACAAAAUAAGCAUGGCUGGAUUAAGAACCCAUUGAGAUUGGUGCUGACAAUUAUAAUGGGACUAAUUACAGAAUUUAUCAACACAAAAAACUAAAACAGUUAUACCUCCCAAGUGUCUUGUGUCUGGUAGAGGUGGAGCUGGAGAGAAAUUCACAGGAUGCAUUUAUAAUAAUAUGCGAGCUCUUACUAAUGCCUUGCUUUUAUCUCUCAACCAACCAAAGACAUCAGCAUCCUGUAAAGUACGGUAAAAUAAAGGGGGGCUUGUGAUACAAAUAAAGUCACUGGGACUGCCCAGAGUUGCGGACCCACAUUCAAAAUGGGUGAUUAUGCCCAAACAAUUGUAUAGUCAACCUGGCGUGAAUGCAUGCCAUGCUAGCUGGCAAUCAUGCAGACCAGUCAACUAAGGGUGAUCUAUGCAGUCAGUGCUGCACAUUAGCGAACACAUCUAAUGAUGCACUUGCUCUACACUAUCUGGCCUGCUCUCACUAUUCCACUCCUUUCCUUCUUACUAGCAGGCAGAAGCUCCUAGAAAUAGCAAACAGGAUACCGGAAAAUUUUCAAGUGGGCCGUGGCACUUGGGGCCGGGAAGUCUGCCCCAAUGCCAUUUAAAUUAUGUUUCUUAGACUGUAACAGUCUGAGGGAAUUAAGGAGAAAGGUGAGGUACAUCGGCAAAGUUAGCAGUUGACUAGAGAAGUGAGAUAGCACUGUAAGUCUCCCUUCACAUUAACCUGCAGCUUUUCUGACCCUCUUCUGUUUCAUCCCCGCAAUCAAGCUCCAACCUUCCCCCGCCUCAACAAGCUGACCUUGCAGGCAGGAAAAGAUUCGACAAUGGCAAUAUCACCUCCCAGUGCUCCCAUGCUUCAAAUUUCCAGCAGCUCAUGACUGAGAGUGACUUUGUGUGUGUAUGUGCCUACUAGUGAGUUUGGUUGUAGUCAACAUGUGUUAUGUGUGUCCAUGAUCUGUAGUGGGCCUGUGUGUGUCAGUGUGUGUCAGUGAGCUUCUCUGUAGUGAGCAUGUUUAAUUUUAGUUUAUAACAUUUAAAAUAUGGCUAUGUCAGACGAUUGCUACCUCAGAUGAUUAAGUAAUUUAUAAACAUAGAUUAUAUAUAUAUAUAUAUAUAUAUAUAUAUAUAUAUAUAAUUAUAUAUAUACAUAUACACACUAUGUGGCACAAUCACUUAUGGGGCUGGCAUACAUUAUUUUUUCCAGGCUUGCUAUGUAUUCCCAGUCUGGCCCUGACUUCCCCUAUGCAGUCUGGGACAGAGCAAAGGUAGAUGUAGUGAGUGUAGAAGAAAGGAAACAUGCCACACUGUUAGAGAGACCCAAGCGGCAAGAGCAUUUGCACAGUGCGCAAACUCAUUUUUUUAUAGUCAGGCAGUCCACACAUGCUUGUUCCGCUGCAUCCUCCUAAGUUUCCAAACAUAAUUCACAAAGCAAGAGCAUGUGAGGAGAAGUAAAAAACAAACAAACAAUAUAGAAUUAUUUUUAAUAAAUGGGCCUAUUCCAUGGGCAUGGAGCUUCAGUUACAUUAGCCCCUAUUUUAAUUUGCCUUAAAGGGGAAGGAUGUGGUUCAGUUGGUGCAACAAGAAAAAAAAUUACUUUCUAUUUCACUAGACUCAAACAUUAAAAAAUCCAUUAGUGCCACUCACCCCUAUUACCACAAGAAAGCUGCCACAACCUAAGAUAUUUAAAAAUGAGGAGUCCUAGUUUACCUCAGCAAAAUUAAAGAGGCACUAUGAACCCCUAAAGCAUUUUAAUUUGCUUAAAAAAGUGCAUUAUUAAAUCCAUGCAAGUUUUCAUUUGGGGUAUUGCUACUAAACAGUGAUUAUUUUGUAUUUGAGCAAUGGAGUGUCCCUUUAAACCCUGAAAUUUAGCAUUUAUCUAUAGAACACAAUGAUGUUUGAUUUGUCUCUUCAGUAUACUAGACAAAGACAGACUUUAAUAAGAAAUUUUAUUAUGAACAAAAAUAGUCACAAUGUAUGCAAUUAAAAAAAUAUAUAUAUCGGGGGGCGGAGUUAGCGGCCAAAAAGAGCAGAUGUGCUGCAAGAGCGCUCCGCUACGACAAGCCUGUAAAAGCUAUUAAGCAAACCUAAAAUCGCCCGUUUUGCAGCAAAUACGUAUUGCCAGUAUGGGGACGAAGUCCAGAUGCCAGGGACCCAUCAAACCAGUGGGAUCCCAGGACAUUGGCGAUCUCCUACUCCGGCCUUCCAGAGCCUCGGUCACGGCCGCACCUAAAGAAAAUGGCGACUUGUUUUCAGCCUCCUUUGAAGAACGGGCUAUGGACGAGCUGGACAAGAUUCCAGCCGCAGGGGGGCUCCAUUACACAUCCUCCGAUGAAGACAAUGAAUUGCCAGCUACCAAGGGCGACAAUAAUGCGCUCCUUCGCAACAUCCGAGGGCUAUUUGCGGCAGACUUCGCCAUAGUGCAAGAAGACAUACACAAAAUGGAGGGACGUGUUACUGCAGUCGAAAUAGACGCACAGGGACUCUCCUCCAGAUGCCAAACAAUGGAGACCCUGACAGCAGAGCUCCAAAAAGCCCAAGCACAAUUUAUCACUCGAAUGGACAAUAUGGAAGACAGGCACAGGAGCAGAAAUAUUAAGAUCAGGGGCAUCCCUGAGUCAAUCACGUCCGGGGAGCUGCCCCACUAUGCCAGGAGGCUGCUGAGCACCAUAUAAACCCCAGGCAGAACGAACAAGUCCUGGUGGAUGGGAUAUUCUGCAUACCUAAAGCUACGAAGGCACCGGCGGACUCCCCAAGGGACGUUAUCGUCCAGUUCCAGACAAGAUCAGCGCAACUACAAAUAAUGGCGGAAGUGAGGGGACAGCCCGCUUAUUCCUUCGAAAAUAUUCACCUCGUAUUCUUUCAGGAUCUAUCCAGACCUACGCUGUUAUGGAGAAGCCAGUUUAAACCUCUGACCUCGACACUAUGCACCCACUCAAUCCCAUACCGUUGGGGCUUCCCCAGGUGCCUGGUCAUAUCGCAAGGAGAGAAGAGCUUACGACUUACCACAGCCGCAGAAUCGGAUGCAGCGCUCCAGGCAUUGGGCCUAAAGAGCCUUCUGGAACAGGGGUGGAGAGCACCACAUAAUUGGGACAUAGAUAAGUUCAUACCGUUACAAUCAUCUGGAAAUCACAAAAUGGACCAGGCCUCCUCCGGUGCAAAUUCAACCUCCAGUAACCCAGUGAGGAAGGAACAGCACAGGCCAGGUACCUGAGGAACUGAACUCAUUCAACCUUAUUCAAAAGCCUGCCCCUCCCUGCCCUCCCUAGCCGGGAACAAUGUGUUAAGUUUGAGGUUCCAAAGUUCAGCGCUCGGCAACAAGGUACCUCCACCUACAACUAGCCCCCAGAAACCAAGGGUGAACACUGGGGGAGAGCCCUGACACACCUGGAAACAACUACACCUGCUCAUAUAUGAGCACUUACCGAGGCGAAAGCCAAAGCAAAAUACGAAUCCUUGUGUCGCUGGUACCGAUCCCAUGACGCUUGCAGUGUUAGCCUAGUGACUGUUUCCGAUGGUCUUCAAGGACACUCAUUAGUAUGAAAAAUUGAAGGACUUGUUCCUUAAUAGUACCUUACACCUCCUAAACCGCAAAAUGUUACAUUUUACUGUAGAUAUUUGAUCGCCUCACUUUGCAAAUAUUUCCCAAUCUGGAAGUGUACCUGUAUCAGUUGAAUUUAAUUUACCUAGUUUGAAUUUAGUUGAAUGUAACUUACUUAUACAUGACAACACAUACAAUACCACAGUAACUGUAAACCAAGGGUACUUACGCGGCACUCGGACCUUAUCUGUUGUACAGUGUGACAUUGCCAUGGCAGAGGAAAACAAGAAUGUGGAGUAAGACAAGUAAGAUAGAAGGCCUACUCUGAGCCAUGUGGAGGGGCAGUUGACACUUUCCCCGCUUAUUGAAACAAAUCACAACCAACGCAGUCCACACAUAGUGGGGCGGUAGCCUUUGAUUUGUCCCCACACUUCGAGCCUACGAACUUCACAAGGGUAAUACAAAUAACAGCAAACCACCCCAUGCUCCCCCCAGAUCAAAAUCCAAGUCCUUAUAGAGGAAGCGGGUCGUAAGUCUCCCCCCCCUUACUCUAAUUUGCUCCCCAAUAAGCACACUCAAUUUCCAAUGAAGGCAGUUUGGAAGGUACAUCAUGACCAUGGUGCUGCCCGAUCUAUAAACCUCCCCCCCUCCCCCAAGCUCAGGGUUACAGAGCAUCCCACCCAGCCUACAAAAACAGCAGCCGAGUUGGCUACACCCCAAAAGUAUAGAAUAGCGUACCUUAGCCUGUUUAUUUUAUGUACCAGUGAUUCUUGCAAAACCUGUAUGUAUAUGUUACCUACAACUCAUAUCACCUUUUUCCUUAACAUAAAUUGUGCAUUAUAUGCCUAUAUCAAACUUACCAAAACUAUGUUAUUGUUAUUCUUUCUUAUGCACCCAAAAAUAAAGAAUUUAUAAUAUAUAUAUAUACAUAUAUAUAUAUAUAUAUAUGUGUAUAUGGAUGUGGUUUUAUUGUACUCGUCUAUUCCGCAUGGCAAAUGUUUGUUGGCAUUACAAUAUUAUUUGGAUCAUUACAGUGGGUAUAGUCCAGCACUAAAGAAAUGUAUUUGGAGCAUCGUUCCAUACUUAUUAGAACACAAUUUUCUUCCUCUUUGAAGGUUUUUUUGUUUUUAUCUCCAGAGACACGGGACUUCGAUUGGGGUAAAACUUGCCCUGUCCUACGUCAACCUUUAUAUGGGUUGGUGGGAGGGGUCUCUGGCCUUAGGUGAUGAUGUUUGCUUUUUUUAAACACUAUAUUGAUGAUCUUAUCAUGUUUUGGUAUGGCACAUAUGAAAACAUUGUUAUUUUUUGAGUACACCAUUCAUAAUGAUGUUAAUGUAUAUUGGAAUAUGACCUUAGAGAAAUCAACUUUUUGGAUGUUACCAUUGUAUUAACUCAGGGUUGGGAAAUUUAGAAUUUUGUAAAUCUACUAAUGUGCAUACCCUGAUGUAUGCUAAGAGUAAUCAUCCUUUUCAUUUAAAAAAGGGCAUUCUGGUAGGUCGGUUUUUGAUGAGUAAACGUAACAGCUCAGAUGAGAUUGCAAUUUGAAAGAGAAACAAAUGGAUGAUUGAAUGAGCAUACUCCAGGGCAUCAUGACAGGAUAGAUCUUCCUAAAUGAGGGGGGAUGUCAGUAAUAGGAAAAGUAGUGAUAGAUAAAAACAGAUUAUUUAGUACACCGCAACUAAUUUAAAGACAUUUGAGCGAUCAUUAAGAGAAAUUUACCUAUUUUAAUACAAGGUAAAAGUUUGGCUAAUCUUAUGAAGGAUGAGCAGAUAAUGGCCAAGUGACUUAAUUCUUGCUUAGUUUCUUUGAAAGAAAUAAUCCAGUAACUGGCAACAAGAAUAAUUUGCUUUGGUAAUUUUAGGUGUGUUCAUGGUUGGAUUUUGCUUGUUUUUAGGUAAUAAUUAAUUUAUUUGUGGGUUGUUUUUUUGGGAGGGGGGGUGGAGGGAAGUUGUUAUACAAUUGCUAUCUGUGGGUAGAUAUUGCACCUGGCUAAUGUAUAUAUUUUUCAACCACUUUACUUAGCAAGUUACAUUUCAGCCAUGUUGCUAUUUUAGAACAGGAAAAAAUGGAUGGAGCAAUAUUAGUCCUCUCUUCUCGACUUGUAGUUCUGUGGAGACAGAGAGGUACACACAAUAGUGCAGAUGGCUAUAGACAGGUGUGGCUAGGUGAUAGAUGAAAACACUCACAAACGUAGAGCCAAUUGGACCUGGCUCUGGUAUCAAGGCCUCAGGAUCUUUUGGGGGUGAUCCAAAUCCCUCUGGAGGUGUUCUGGAUGUCCAAGGAUACUUUCUUGUUCCACCAUAAACAGCAAGGGAUUCAAUUAGAUGUAAAGUAAAAUAUAAUUUAUUAAUACAUAUAUAGGCUGUUAUUUCACACUUAUCUUUCCUAUAUAUGUAUUAAUAAAUUAUAUUUUACUUUACAUCUAAUUGAAUCCCUUGCUGUUUAUGGUGGAACAAGAAACAUAACAAUAUUCUAGACCUUUCUAGAAUUUGAUUGACCCAGAGAUUCAGGUCAAGUCAGUGGAUCCUUUUUAGCAGCAGAAUGAAAUACACAAUACUUGCUGCCACCAGAUUCCAGACUCUAGGUGGUAUCGUUUGUUUGACCCCACUACUCUAGUUGUUAAGGAUUCCAGAUGCAGAAUGCUAGCAUUAAUACGUUAAUUUAUGUAAAUUUGAAAAGAAACAUCUUUGCAGCCUAAUUUAAGUAACUGUUAAACAUAUUAUUGUGCAGAAAUAUUAAAAUGAAAGUAACUGCUUUAUGAAAAAAAUAUAAAACAAAACCCAAAGCAUGAUUUCUUUCAUCUCUGAGACAGAGAAGGGAAGAUGAAGAGAGAAGAAAAGAAGAAGAGCAAAUUCGGCAGAGAGAGGAACUGCGUGCAAAAGAGCUAUAUCUGAGCCUCAAGAUAGCCCAACAGCAAAAUCAAAAAAAUGAAAAUGAGGAGGAGGAGUGGAAGGAACAGUGUAAGUAAUUAUGAUUAUAUGCUUAAUUUCCUUCCAGUAAAGCGACUCUCUUAAUUUAUUCCUAAACCCAAGUGAUAGCGCUCAAUAUAUCCAAACAGCGCUCAGAUGCCACAAACACAGUCAAAUCGCCAUGGAGUUUAGGUUUAGCAUGGGCUGAUGAGAGGGGCCAUAGUCAUGAGGAAGGAGGCUGGCAAUUAGGCUUCUCCAUAAGCCAAGGACACAUGGCAAUUUGUCACCUAAAAUCCCAGUUACAAACGGCGGUUUGUAACAAAACUGAUAUAGCAAUCUCUGGAAUGCUAAUGUAGAGCUAACAUUGAAAUUGUAGAGCCAAUUUAGUUCUCCUUCUCUCUGACUGUAGGUAUGAUAUGACCCAAUUAAACUUCCUGUACUGUUUGAAACCAGAAGGUGAGAGAAUUGCAGGAAUUGUAUAAAUGAUUAGUGGCUUUUGCCAGAGAAAUUUGUUCCUUUACAGGCUGGUAAUAAUUCCUAAAGUAAAAAUGAGAGUUGGUGAGGCUAUAUGGACUAAAUUUCAUUUUGCAAAAUGCAUGAAAAUAAAAGUGUUUUAUACUUAAUUUUAGUAAAAUUAAAGGGUCAAUAACAAAUGUUGCUGCUUUAUUGAUGCAAGAGUAAUGCAAUUCUUCCAGUAGGAAAUCAUUCAUCCCAAAACACAAAAAAACUAAAGCACAUGUUACGUUUUAACAUAUAAAUAUUAUAAUUUAAUAAUUUAAUUUUAGACAUUAAACACUGUAGAGGAGAGCUGGUAUUUCACAGGUUAUCUCCACUCAAGAUCCCAGUGAGGCUCAUGAACAAGUAUUAAAAAUCUAUAAGGCAAUAAUUACAGCAGGAAAGAAAAUCCACGAAUAUGCCAAUACAGAUCCCAAUGACUGGACGACACACAGCAUCAGGAGCAGAACUGAACUUUUAAUCCACACAACCUUCUUUUAAAGCUUUCUCCCAUGCAAGGGAGGGAUUCACAUUAAUUAGUACAGUAUCCAAUAGUGUAACUGUUACCUCCCAUACAUCUCCUCCCCUCAUAAUCCACUUAUACAUACUGCAUUUUUACCCAAUUUCUGGAUGUACCCCAGAACAGUCAGAUAGAAUUAUAUAAUGGGUACCCCCUGAGUAGCCCUGAUCUGGGUGACUAACAUAUUCAAAAUUCACCCAGAUCGGACCACAUAACUGCACACGAGGUAGUAUCCCUGAAAGGCUCCAUGUGUUUUUGCCUUGCGGUCGGUCUCUGUUCGGGAGAUAAAAAUGCAUAGAAAUACUUGCUAUCCAAAGUUAAAUCUGUAUUUGGAUUAAUUACCUUGCUCGGGACAUUUAUUUUACCGAACGAGGAGCUGGGUGGCCCCUCCGUUCGGGAGUUAUGGUGCUCUGGGGGUCUCAGCGGUGUUUGCCUAGUCGAGUGUUGGAUUUUAGUUCCAGACACUCGACGGCAAAACACCGCUGUUCGGGAGUUUAAGAUGGCCGCCGCCACGUGUUCGUCUCCCGAAUGGUGGCCAACCAGAGGACAAAGCACAAACUGCACUGAUUGCCAAUUACGGGUUUGCAACAUUGUUGCGAACGAUAAUUGGAGUCACACUUAUUCCUGAAACAAGAGAAUAUGAAAGAAAAAAGAGACAUUCUCCUGAACGAACACAAAGCUACAGAGAUACAGGUACUAUAGAAAACCACCAUCAGAAUCCUCGUUCCAAAUUUGAUCCAAUUAGGGAACAAAGAAGGAACGGGAAAAAAUACAGACAUCAUGAGGAUACAACGAGACUCACACAAAUUAAGGAAAGAAUGCCAGAAGAGCCUCAAACAGCACAAGCAUCUUCGCCCUCGGUUUUUUGGAGGGGACCAAUUCAGGAGAGACUCAAAUGGCGAGAGAACCCCCCAUCAUGGGAAUCCCCGGGCAAACGCCAAAGAUCAACAGAUUAUGAAACAGAAGAGGAAGAAAUAAGAAACAAAGAAAAAAGGGGGAAGAUGUAAAUUCAGAUGGAAUUUUUAACCUUACAGACCAUGUUUUAACAAAAGAGGAAUUAAAAAUACUGAAAAAAGGUCUAAAAUUUGCACCGACACAGGAAUUAAACAGAUUUGAUCUAUUUAUAGAUAUGAAUAGAUUUGUAAGGAAACUAUGCUUAAAAAAGUUUUUUUAUAAUGGGGAAAAUAGGAUGCAAAUAGAACAAGAUCAGGAGAAUGAAUCUAAUUUUAUACAUACAGAAUUAAAAGAAAGGUCCAAAUUUUUUCCUAAACACAUGAUUUCGAAUGAAAUGAGAGCUUUUGAAACCACGGUUAUGGCAGAAAUAAAUAAUAUAAAAAAAUUAAACAAAUAUCAAGAUAAUAUGUCAGUAAAAGAACGAUAUACCUUAAAACAAAUUCAAAAAAAUAAAGACAUAGUUAUCAAACCGGCGGAUAAGGGAGGGGGGAUAGUUAUUCUUUCCAAAGCACAAUACCAAGAAGAAUCAGAGAGAAUUCUCUCCGAUGAGAGAACGUAUAAAAAACUCAAAUCGGAUCCAACUGGCAAAGUAAAGGGAAUAUUUGAAGAAUAUAUACAAAAAGGUAUAGAUAAAGGGAUACUAACAAAAAAAGAAGGAGAAUAUCUUUCCAUCCCCCACCCAAAAAUACCAGUGUUCUACUAUCUUCCCAAAGUUCACAAAGAUCAAAAAAAUCCCCCGGGACGCCCGAUCAUAUCCGGAAUAGACUCCAUUUCUUGUAGAGUCUCGGAAUACAUCGAUUUACUACUACAACCAAUAGUAGUGAAAAAUCCAGCAUACUUAAAAGAUACUAUGCACAUACUACAACUUUUGGGAACCAAAUGGUGGGAAGAUAAUCACCUAUUGGUGACAAGCGAUGUCACGUCACUGUACAGCAUAAUUCCGCAUGAAGUAGGUUUGGAGGCAGUGAAACAUUUUUUAACUGUAGCUCAUUUUGACAUUGAACAAAGAGAUUUUAUAUUAGAAGGCAUUCGCAUUAUUUUAACCAAUAAUUUUUUCUGGUUUCAAGGUACAUUUUAUCUCCAGAUCAGGGGCACAGCGAUGGGCACCAAAUUCGCACCCAGUUAUGCCAAUUUGUUUAUGGCGUAUUGGGAGGAGACCCAUGUUUUUUCAGAGCAUCCCUGGGUGUCGAAUUUGGUGUCCUAUCGACGAUAUAUAGACGAUAUUUUUUUCAUUUGGAACGGCUCAUGUUAUCUUUUAGAAAUGUUUUUAGCCUUUUUAUCAUCUAACGAAUGGGGAAUCGUUCUUACCACCAUACAGAGUUCAUCCAGCAUUAAUUUUUUAGACCUUCAAGUUUUUAUUGAAGACCAGCAAAUUAAAACCAAGAAUUUUUUUAAGCCAGUGGACGCCAACGGUUAUAUAGAAAAAAAGAGUUGCCAUCACAAACCUUGGCUAGAAAAUGCCCCAAAGGGCCAGUUCCUACGAAUUCGGCGGAACUGUACGAACGAACAAGAUUUUAUCAUUCAAGCGAACAUCAUCAAGAAACAAUUUCUGGAAAAGGGCUACGAAGAGACUAAAUUGACUAAAGCUAUGAAAGAAAUUCAAGACACCCCGAGAGAACAAUUAUUAUCCUAUAAAUCACAUCAGAAAAAAAAUUUAAAAAUAACGAAGAAAUGCUUUAUAUUAAUUUUAAUGGGAAUAAUAAAAAAAUAAAUUCGAGUAUAAACAAACAUUGGUAUAUACUACAAAAAGAUAUAUAUUCUAAAUUACAGGGACACUUUAAUAGAUAGAUGAUCCUUUUGGAAACAUGUUAAUUGGUCUUCUCUAAUAAACAGAUCUCUGUUUGUUCAUUUAAAUUUCUUACGUGUUUUUUAGGAUUUUUUGUUGUUUUACAUGCUAAGCACAUGCCACACAUGUAAAAAGCCUUUGCUCUGAUUCAAAAAGUGUGAUGCAUUUUUCAAUGGGCCCUCGCUGCUGUGGACUAGAGAUUUUUUUAGAUUGGCAGCACCUCUAUAGAUAAUUUUAGGUUUUGUUGGUAAUAAGCUUCUUAGAAUAGGAUCUUUUUGUAGUAUAUACCAAUGUUUGUUUAUGACUCUAUUUAUUUUUUUAUUAUUCCCAUUAAAGUUACAUAUAAAGUGGGCUUCGUUAUUGUUUAAAUUUUUUUUCUGAUGUGAUUUAUAGGUUAAUAAUUGUUCUCUCGGGGUGUCUUGAAUUUCUUUCAUAGCUUUAGUCAAUUUAGUCUCUUCGUAGCCCUUUUCCAGAAAUUGUUUCUUGAUGAUGUUCGCUUGAAUGAUAAAAUCUUGUUCGUUCGUACAGUUCCGCCGAAUUCGUAGGAACUGGCCCUUUGGGGCAUUUUCUAGCCAAGGUAUGUGAUGGCAACUCUUUUUUUCUAUAUAACCGUUGGCGUCCACUGGCUUAAAAAAAUUUUUGGUUUUAAUUUGCUGAUCUUCAAUAAAAACUUGAAGGUCUAAAAAAUUAAUGCUGGAUGAACUCUGUAUGGUGGUAAGAACGAUUCCCCAUUCGUUAGAUGAUAAAAAGGCUAAAAACAUUUCUAAAAGAUUACAUGAGCCGUUCCAAAUGAAAAAAAUAUCGUCUAUAUAUCGUCGAUAGGACACCAAAUUCGACACCCAGGGAUGCUCUGAAAAAACAUGGGUCUCCUCCCAAUACACCAUAAACAAAUUGGCAUAACUGGGUGCGAAUUUGGUGCCCAUCGCUGUGCCCCUGAUCUGGAGAUAAAAUGUACCUUGAAACCAGAAAAAAUUAUUGGUUAAAAUAAUGCGAAUGCCUUCUAAUAUAAAAUCUCUUUGUUCAAUGUCAAAAUGAGCUACAGUUAAAAAAUGUUUCACUGCCUCCAAACCUACUUCAUGCGGAAUUAUGCUGUACAGUGACGUGACAUCGCUUGUCACCAAUAGGUGAUUAUCUUCCCAUUUAGUGGUUCCCAAAAGUUGUAGUAUGUGCAUAGUAUCUUUUAAGUAUGCUGGAUUUUUCACUACUAUUGGUUGUAGUAGUAAAUCGAUGUAUUCCGAGACUCUACAAGAAAUGGAGUCUAUUCCGGAUAUGAUCGGGCGUCCUGGGGGAUUUUUUUGAUCUUUGUGAACUUUGGGAAGAUAGUAGAACACUGGUAUUUUUGGGUGGGGGAUGGAAAGAUAUUCUCCUUCUUUUUUUGUUAGUAUCCCUUUAUCUAUACCUUUUUGUAUAUAUUCUUCAAAUAUUCCCUUUACUUUGCCAGUUGGAUCCGAUUUGAGUUUUUUAUACGUUCUCUCAUCGGAGAGAAUUCUCUCUGAUUCUUCUUGGUAUUGUGCUUUGGAAAGAAUAACUAUCCCCCCUCCCUUAUCCGCCGGUUUGAUAACUAUGUCUUUAUUUUUUUGAAUUUGUUUUAAGGUAUAUCGUUCUUUUACUGACAUAUUAUCUUGAUAUUUGUUUAAUUUUUUUAUGUUAUUUAUUUCUGCCAUAACCAUGGUUUCAAAAGCUCUCAUUUCAUUCGAAAUCAUGUGUUUAGGAAAAAAAUUGGACCUUUCUUUUAAUUCUGUAUGUAUAAAAUUAGAUUCAUUCUCCUGAUCUUGUUCUAUUUGCAUCCUAUUUUCCCCAUUAUGAAAAAACUUUUUUAAGCAUAGUUUCCUUACAAAUCUAUUCAUAUCUAUAAAUAGAUCAAAUCUGUUUAAUUCCUGUGUCGGUGCAAAUUUUAGACCUUUUUUCAGUAUUUUUAAUUCCUCUUUUGUUAAAACAUGGUCUGUAAGGUUAAAAAUUCCAUCUGAAUUUACAUCUUCCCCCUUUUUUCUUUGUUUCUUAUUUCUUCCUCUUCUGUUUCGUAAUCUGUUGAUCUUUGGCGUUUGCCCGGGGAUUCCCAUGAUGGGGGGUUCUCUCGCCAUUUGAGUCUCUCCUGAAUUGGUCCCCUCCAAAAAACCGAGGGCGAAGAUGCUUGUGCUGUUUGAGGCUCUUCUGGCAUUCUUUCCUUAAUUUGUGUGAGUCUCGUUGUAUCCUCAUGAUGUCUGUAUUUUUUCCCGUUCCUUCUUUGUUCCCUAAUUGGAUCAAAUCUGGAACGAGGAUUCUGAUGGUGGUUUUCUAUAGUACCUGUAUCUCUGUAGCUUUGUGUUCGUUCAGGAGAAUGUCUCUUUUUUCUUUCAUAUUCUCUUGUUUCUCCUUGUUUCUGUGAGGGCAUUCUCCUUAUUCUGAGGCUACAUGUAUAGGAAUAGAGAACCACCCCAGGCCACAUAUAGACAUCCCCAUAACAGACGAGAUCACCAAAAUAGAAGCUAUAGCGAUGUAGUGAAACAGGGUUUAGACCCACACGAUGAGAGAUCCCCACACGGAAGUAGCCUCAGAAUAAGGAGAAUGCCCUCACAGAAACAAGGAGAAACAAGAGAAUAUGAAAGAAAAAAGAGACAUUCUCCUGAACGAACACAAAGCUACAGAGAUACAGGUACUAUAGAAAACCACCAUCAGAAUCCUCGUUCCAAAUUUGAUCCAAUUAGGGAACAAAGAAGGAACGGGAAAAAAUACAGACAUCAUGAGGAUACAACGAGACACACAAAUUAAGGAAAGAAUGCCAGAAGAGCCUCAAACAGCACAAGCAUCUUCGCCCUCGGUUUUUUGGAGGGGACCAAUUCAGGAGAGACUCAAAUGGCGAGAGAACCCCCCAUCAUGGGAAUCCCCAGGCAAACGCCAAAGAUCAACAGAUUACGAAACAGAAGAGGAAGAAAUAAGAAACAAAGAAAAAAGGGGGAAGAUGUAA